GACAUCUCACGUACAUCAAACCCAGCUCGCCCGUCGGCGUAUGUUCGGCGCUACUGUGCGCAGUGGGAAGGCUGCAAUGCGGCUCACGAGACCGGAUGACACAGACUACCAGGCCAUGCUGGACGGAGAGGCAGGAGAAGUAGAGCCUCACCAGCAGCAGGCAUCGAUAAUCCGCCGCAAUGAUCCAGCAGCAGCAGCAGCAGCAGCCUCCUCUGCUGGCGGACCGGCGGACCCAGCAGCAGACGGGGCGGGGGCAGGUAAGGGGAGGAAGUCGAAGCUCUACAGCGUGGCCGGGUACAUCAUCGUGACGGAGUUCUGCGAGAGGCUCGCGUACUACGGCUUCUCAGGGUCCCUCGUGCUACUCUUCGAGAAGGAGCUCGGGUACACCAACGCCGAGUCCGACACUCAGUUCGCCCUCUGGUCCGGCGUGUGCUACGUCAUGCCCCUGUUUGGCGGCUGGAUCGCCGAUAGCUACCUGGGCCGGUACCACUCUAUUCUGUGCUUUUCGGUAAUUUACUUGGUCGGGCUGUUUGUCGCGGCGGCCUCCUGCGUGCCCGGGUCGGUCUCGCCCCUUGUGCUCUUCCCGGCCAUCUACCUGCUGGCCCUCGGGACUGGGGGGAUAAAGUCGAGCGUGAGCGUCUUCGGGGCGGAUCAGUUCGACGAAGACGACCCGGCAGACGUCAACGAGAAGCAGUCUUUCUUCAAUUGGUUUUACUGGAGCAUAAACCUCGGGGCCUUGGUGAGCUUCACUCUGGUGUCGUACGUGUGCCAAUACGGGCUGCCGUUUCUAGGGGGGCCAGACUGGGGCUUCAUGGCCGGAUACUCCAUUCCCUGCAUCGCCAUGUCCUUGGCGCUAGUGGUCUUCUUGGCGGGGACACCCAAGUACCGCCGGUUUCCACCAUCCGGUAGCGUCGUAAGCCGAGCCGCGGGGGUCGUGACCGAAGCCUGCCGCAAACGGUGCAACGCGGCGUGGGUUGGAGUUGCCGGCCAGGACGGAGCUGCGGGCGGCGAGUGGCAAACCGCGAGGAUACAGGCGGGCGGGGGCGGGGCGGGGGAAGAAAUGCUGGAGUGGCUGCAGAGUGCGAGCGAGCGAUCGGGGGGUUCGUAUUCGCACGAUGAGGUGGUCGCCGUGUCGCGGGUGUGGAAACUGCUGCCCUUCUUGGCGCUGCAGGUGCCCUACUGGGCGGUCUACGCCCAGAUGGGAACGGCCUUCCAGAACCAGGGGUGCCAGAUGGACCUGUCCGUGCUCGGCUUUGACAUACCAGUGUCCACGCUUAACAUGUUCGACACUCUGGCCGUGUUGCUGCUCAUACCCGUCGUGGACGGAGUGGUGUACCCUUGGCUGCGACGGACGGGGUGCGAGCCUACCAUGCUCCGCAAGAUCGGCUCGGGCUUGCUGUUCGCGGGGGCGGCGGUGCUGGUGGCAGGGGCGGUGGAGAUCGUCAGGCGAAAUCACGUCGACCACGGGGAUGGGGCCGUCUUGUCCCCGUGCCGAAAGGCUCGGGACUACGACCCAGAGCAGUUCCAGGAGUAUUUCAACACGCGGAAUCGAGCAACGGCGACGGCGCACCGUCCGGCCUACUGCCAUCAGGUGCCCGGCUGCACCGAGAUCGGGCCGGACGACUUGCUGUUGCUAAGCUGCAUCGUCUGCGACGCCCCCCCGUUGGCGUCGACCAUGAGCGUCCUGUGGCAGGUGCCUCAGUACCUCUUGAUCGGCACGUCGGAGAUUCUGUCGGCGGUAACGUCGUUAGAGUUCUUCUACGCCGAGGCCCCCACCACAGUGCGAGGCGUGUCUGCCGGUCUUAACCUGCUCACCACCGCCUUGGGGAGCUGGGUCACGGUGCCGCUCUUGUCUUUGGUUAACUCCGGGGCCUUCGGGUCACCCUGGGUUACGGACGAUCUGAACGACGGGCGUUUAGAGCUCUACUUUUGUGUUCUUGCGGGGCUCGUUGCAAUAAGCUUGUUGGUAUUCGUAGCCGUCGCCAAGCGCUACCGCUACCAAAGCCCCACGGAAGACGGAACACCGGCACCCUCAGCGACGGCGACAGCGCAAGAGAGCGACGAAAGCGACGACGACGACUGUAGCACCAACGGUAACGGUGCAGGGGGCAGCGGAAGGGGUAUGCGAGGGUACGGGUGGGGGCGGCGGGGUAGAAGAGGAUCCUGGGAUGACAGCAGCAAGUUGUUGUCCGGUAGGGGUUUGGUGGGCCAGUCUGAAUCGGCAACUUUCGGGCGAAUUUGAGCCGUUGUUUGUUGUUGUUUCCGCGAUACCCUUUCUUGUCGCACCCGUUUUGUCUACCUUUUCUUGUCGGCCAUGAUGUGUCGAUCUCCGUCUUAUGGACGCUGAGUGGGUUUCCACGGUGUUUACAACGGGACGGGUUUGUUCUGGAAUGUAUAUAGUAAUUAUUAAGACGAACUGCAAGGAAGGGGUGUCUGGCGUUCCAGGAUGGAUGUAUCUGGGAUGUUGGGGGCAGGAGAGCGACGCACCCUCCGAUGGUUUUGACCGUGGUUUGAAAGUUAAUGAAGUAAUGGAUUAGCUUGUUCCACGAAAUUGAUUUGCACGCUGCUGCCGCUGAUGAUGUUUUGUUGUCAUCUGCAUGGGCCUGCACGUACGGGGGGCGUUGUGAGUAGUUUCUUUUGUUGCCGGGUGUUCGCAGAUAACGCUUAAAACUUCGUUCUGGGCUGAGGUUUAAGUCGAUACUGGUGAUAAUCACAUGUUGUCAAAUACCCACGCCGAGAGGAGUUUUAACUGUUUGAGAACUGGAUUGAACUUGUUUUUUGGAGUUUUUGUUAGUGGAAGGCAGUAAAUGUGCACUUCGAAAAGACAGCUCGACAAGCAAACCGG
Ectocarpus sp. CCAP 1310/34 is the source of this 2845-nucleotide messenger RNA. The record is from the annotation of a GenBank genome assembly. NCBI's taxonomy places the organism in Eukaryota, Phaeophyceae, Ectocarpales, Ectocarpaceae.